Messenger RNA from Trichoderma gamsii, 2967 nucleotides. RefSeq names its product phosphorylase superfamily protein. NCBI's taxonomy places the organism in Eukaryota, Fungi, Ascomycota, Sordariomycetes, Hypocreales, Hypocreaceae. Gene Ontology annotation, molecular function: ADP binding; protein binding; catalytic activity. Bases 1 to 2967 code for a protein of 988 amino acids. Gene Ontology annotation, cellular component: kinesin complex. Gene Ontology annotation, biological process: nucleoside metabolic process. The transcript has a single exon. The record is from RefSeq and is a predicted model, not a curated record.
AUGCCUCGCCGCGAAGACUUCGAGAUCGCGAUAGUCUGCGGCUUGCCGCUUGAGCACGAUGCCGUCUCCCUCGUUUCCGAUGAAGUUUGGAAAGAGGAUACAGAGAACAGCGACUGCAAGACAGGCCGAAUUGGCCAGCAUCAUGUUGUCCUGGCUCUGCUUCCCGGCAUGGGUAAAGCGAGUGCCGCGAGCACAGCAGCCAACAUCCGUUCGAGCUAUCGCCAUGUACGGCUUUGCUUUGUUGUCAGGGUUUGCGGCGGUGUGCCCCAAACUGGUAAUAAGGAAAUUCUUCUAGGUGAUGUGGUGGUCGGCAAGGGUAUUGUCUCAUACGACUUUGGCAGGCAAUAUCCCGACGGGUUUACGCUUAAAGAUGGCGUCGAAAGCAAUACGGCGAAGCCAGACAGACAUAUUCGCAAACAACUAGCCAUAUUUGAGACCAUCAAUGGCCGUCUCCGACUUCAAGAAGAGAUUGCCAGUUUUCUAGAAAAGCUUCAGGCCAAGGCGACACAGCAGGGGUGCGGAGCGAAAUACGGUUAUCCUGGAGCGGGCGAAGAUAGGCUUUUCAAACCAGAGUAUCGUCACAAACACCGUAUAUCUCCUUCAUGUAUCUGCAGUACAUGCGAGAAGGGAUCCGACCCCGUAUGCGAAGAUGCUGUCAGAUCCUCGUGCUAUGAUCUAGGAUGUGAGGCGCAAUACCUCGUCCCAAGAAUGCGGCUUAAGAGGAAGCGAGGAGGAGAGAUCAAGAAAGCUCAAGAUCCAGCCAUCCAUAUCGGAAUUGUUGGAUCGGGAGACAGAGUCAUCAAAUCUGGGGAACAUCGUGAUAGCAUUGCCAAGCCAAAAGGCAUCAUCGCCUUCGAGAUGGAGGGUGCCGGCAUCAUGGAAGAGAUUCCUUGCGUGGUAGUUAAAGGAGUAUGUGAUUACGCAGACUGCCACAAGAGCAAGAAAUGGCAAGACUUUGCGGCGGCUACUGCGGCCUCUGCGCUACAGGCCAUCUUGGAAUACAUGCCGCCAGCCAGGAGCCGGAAAUACUCUGUCGAGCAAGUCCCGCGACAGGGUCACUUCCUUGUCCCGUUUGGGCGAAACGAGAGUUUCAUCGGCCGAGAAGAUAUCCUGCAGCGGGUUAUCGCGAGAGCCAACCCAGUUGCUAACAGGGAUGAUUGUCAGAGGACGGCUGUCGAAGGCCUUGGAGGCAUCGGCAAGACCCAGAUCGCGCUUGAGGCCGCAUUUCGCCUUCACGACGCCUACUCUGACUGCUCCAUUUUCUGGGUCCCGGCCGUGGAAGCCGCCGGAUUCGAGAACGCCUACCGUGAGAUUGGCCAGAGCCUGGGGGUAACAGGGAUCGACGAGGACUCGGCCGACGUGAAAACUCUCGUAAAGGCUGCUUUGAGCCGCAAGGAUGCAGGGACAUGGCUGCUGAUUGUCGACAACGCUGACGAUGCAGAUCUCGUCUGUGGCCCCACAGGGCUAUUGAGCUUUCUUCCAUAUAGUAGGAUGGGCUCAAUUCUCCUUACGACGCGGAAUCAUCAGAUCACGGUCGAGCUAGAUCUUUCAGAGACCGGCGUUGUCAGUAUACCUAGAAUGAGCCAAACGGAAGCAACCGAGCUGCUACAGAGGAGCCUAGAGGAGGAUCAGACACAGGAUGCUGAAAGCUUAACGAGCCUCCUCGAUUUCCUCGCUUACCUGCCUCUUGCGAUUAAGCAGGCGUCGGCCUACAUGGCCAAGACGAGAAUGGGGAUAUCGAGAUAUCUUCAGCACUGCCGGUCUAGCGACAAAAAAAUGAUCAAACUGUUGAGCAAAGACUUUGAGGACCGCGGCCGCUACAGGGGCAUCGCAAAUGCAGCGGCAACGACCUGGUUGAUUUCCUUUGAGCAAAUCUCGCGGGAUUACCCACUUGCCAUACAGUAUUUGCGAUUCAUGUGUUUCCUUGCUGAGAAAGAAAUCCCCGCAUCCCUGCUAUGGACAGCCGAUGAUGAACUGGAGGCGGAUGAGGCGAUCGGGGCGCUGAAGGCGUAUGCAUUCAUCACCGAACGAGCAGGCCAGGAGCUGUAUGACAUGCACAGACUUGUCCGAUUAGCAAUACACAAUUGGUUGGAAAAUGAUGGAGAGUUUGAGACAAGUGUUACAGCUGCACUGCAUCAGCUCGACGAAGUGUUUCCCAAUCCUAAACAUGAAAAUCGGGCUGACUGGGUGCAAUAUUUGCCGCAUGCAUCAACUGCUUUGAAGUUCGGAGAGUAUUCAACUGACAACAUGGCCAAGUCAAAUAUUCUCAGGAAAGUGGCUCAGAGCAAUUUUCUCCUUGGAAAAUAUCAGGAUGCAGAAAGUCUCUGCGAUCAGGUACGGGAACUACGGACCGAGUUGCUAGGCGCCGAGCAUCCUAACACGCUUAUGAGCAUGACCAACCUCGCACAUAUGCUUCAUCGGCAGGGAAAGAAUAACGAAGCUGAAGCAAUCUAUCUGCAGGUACUGGAACUACGGAUUAAGGUGCUAGGCGCUGAGCAUCCUGAUACGCUAGGUAGCGUGAACAACCUCGUAAUAAUGCUUGAUGAACAGGGGAAGCUCAAUGAGGCUGAGGCAAUUCAUCGGCAGGUACUGGAACUACAGACUAAGUUAUCAGGCGCCGUGCAUCCUAAUACGCUAAGUAGCAUGCAUAACCUCGCAAUUGUGCUUCAUAGACAAGGGAAGCUCAAUGAGUCUGAGACAAUUCACCGGCAGACACUGGAACUAUUUACUAAGGUGGUAGGCGCUGAGCAUCCUAACACGCUAUUCAGCAUGAACAGCCUCGCAAGUGUGCUUUAUGACCAGGGGAAAAACGACGAGUCUGAAGCAAUUCAUCGGCAGGCACUGGAACUACGGCUUAAGGUGCUAGGCGCUGAGCAUCCUGGUACGCGACAGAGCAUAGACAACCUCGCCAUUGUGCUUCGUAUCCAGGGGAAGUACGAUCAGGCUGAGGGGAUUCGAAAGUUCUGA